CUCUGGAUAAACAGCUUUUCCCCGCCUACUCGGCUUCCUGCCACUAAGUUCAAAACUAAGCUGAUUUUCUCCUCCAUCUCUCCCUCUUUUUCUUUGUGAUUAUGUUUGUCAUGUCUUCUCCACGUAAAGCUGAAUCUCUUGUAUUUGGCAAUCCAUCCAUAAUCCACAAUCCCGAAAGAAUACAUCACAAGAAAGUCCAGCUUGCAUUGAUAUCAGUGUCUUCCAAAAAUGCUAGCCUCAUUUCCUCAGGCAGAAGCUCCAUAGACUUGGUUAAAAGAAGGAAGCUAGAAAGUUUGCAUUCUGACGAGAGAACUGGUAGGAUUCGGCUUGUAAAUCUCCUGGAUAAAAUUAAGGCAAUACCCUUUAAAGACACGAGUAAAAUUCUCAGCAUCAUGGAGAAAGAAGCUGACACUUUGACCUUGUCCGAUUUCAAUGGUCUGCUAAUGGCAUUGGUUACAGCAAAUGAACCUGAUUUAGCUUUGGCACUCUACUCCAAUGUAGCAUCAUCUGGUUUAGCUUUAGCACCAAAUUGUUGGACAUUUUCCAUAAUGAUUAGGUGCUGCUGCAAGAAAAACGACCUUGAUGAGGCUCAAAGGGUUUUACACCACAUGAUGGAAAAUGGGUAUAGUCCAAAUGUGAUAACAUUUACAGUUCUCAUAAAUUCAUUGUGCAAAAGAGGCAAAUUGGAGAACGCUUUUGAAGUUUUUGAAGUGAUGGGUAGAAUUGGGUGCAAACCAACGGUCCAAACAUACAAUUGCUUGUUAAAGGGAUUGUGUUAUGUAGGGAGAGUGGAGCAGGCUCACGAAAUGUUGAUGAAUAUGAAGAAAGAAUCGAUAAGACCUGACAUCUAUUCAUACACAGCAGUAAUGGAUGGUUUUUGUAAAGUGGGUAGAGCAGAUGAGGCAAUGGAAUUGCUCAACCAGGCUCUGGAGAUGGGGUUAGCACCAAAUGUGGUCACUUUUAACACUCUGUUCACUGGGUAUAAUAAAGAAGGGAGGCCACACCAGGGUUUUAGAGUGUUAAAGCUUAUGAAGGAGAAAAAUUGCAUGCCUGAUAGCAUUAGCUACAGCACCUUGUUGAGUGGGCUGUUGAAAUGGGGAAAGAUAAGGGCAGCGCUUGGGGUGUACAAGAAAAUGGUGGGUAUUGGUUUUGAAGUGGAUGGAAGGAUGAUGAGCACUUUGCUUAGAGGUAUAUGCAUGAAAUCAUGGAAAGAAAAAGACCUGAUUGAAGAUGCCUAUCAAUUGUUCGAGAAAAUGACGAGUGGGGUUUCUGUCAUUGACCAGAGUACCUAUGGCUUUGUGAUUCGAACUCUUUGUAUGGGAAAGAAAAUGGAGGAGGCUCUGGCUCAUUUGCAGGAGAUGAUUAGAACAGGGAACGUUCCUAGGACGAUAACCUUCAACAAUGUAAUUCAAACGCUUUGCAUGGAGGGCAAGAUUCGUGAGGCAUUGAUAGUCUUGGUGAUCAUGUAUGAAAAUGGUAAAAUCCCAAGUAGAACAUCCUAUGACAUUUUGGUUAAGGAGUUCAAUCAACGGGGCCAGUUGUUGGGUGCUCGUAAUGUCUACGGUGCGGCUUUGAAGCAUGGUGUAGUCCCACAUAGGGUACCACUACGAUGAAUGGAUGAUGGCAAAAUUGUUC
Molecule: messenger RNA, 1635 nt
Organism: Durio zibethinus
Lineage: Eukaryota; Viridiplantae; Streptophyta; Magnoliopsida; Malvales; Malvaceae
Source: RefSeq, a predicted model, not a curated record